AUGGGCGUCCUAGACUUCUUCAAGAGCGCCUCCAAAUCUCAAAAAGAUGAUGCACAAACCACCGCCAAAAUAAAAGAGAUCAUCGACAUCUGUGAUCCAGAGCAGUGCUCUGGAGGCUGCACAGACAGCAACACCCUGGAUAAAGACGAACACGUGUUUGCCAAUCUCAAGAUAGAACACGAAACUCCUCUCUUUGGAUCCUCUCGCUCUUCCAAGAUCCAUUUUGUCGUCCCAACAUCACAGUCCGAUUGGGCUCACGAUGCUUGCAUGGAGAAGAAAAACUCCGUCCAAUACAACAUCCAAUCGUGGAUUUCGAAAAACGCCGAUCAAUUCACCAACAUUGAUUCGCCAGGCGAAUCCCUUCUCUGCUCUGUGUCGUCCCUGCCUAUCGACCUUUUGGACAUUCAAGUCAUGAAGGGCACCAAGAACGAUGUCCUCAUCUUCCCCCACUUCUUGAGGCUCAAGGCGGUACGCUCGGAAACAGUUAAUGAUGUCUUGCAAGAGAUCGUCCCCUUGCUCCUACACAACAACAGAGAGGCUCUGUUGGCAAAAGACUAUAUACAGGAAAUCACAGACGACUCCUUUGUGUUCUUGUGCUCACACAGAACAAGAGACAAAAGGUGCGGCGUCACUGCGCCAAUAUUGGAAAAACACUUCAACAAGAACUUCCAACGCCAUGGUAUCUACAGAGAUAACUCGGAUUUCAGACCCCAUGGCGCACGCGUAGCUUUCGUGAACCAUGUCGGUGGGCAUAAGUUCGCCGCAAACGUCAUCAUAUACUUGAAAAAGUCGGCCAAAUUGGUCUGGCUUGGUAGAGUCACCCCAGUCCACGUCGAAGCCAUCGUGGAUUGUCUUGUAGUACCGGAUGAGCCCAAACUCCCCUUCCCAGAGAUGGUCCGUUGCGUACAGCAGUACCAAUUUUAA
Messenger RNA from Kluyveromyces marxianus DMKU3-1042, 924 nucleotides. RefSeq names its product Apd1p (gene APD1). NCBI's taxonomy places the organism in Eukaryota, Fungi, Ascomycota, Saccharomycetes, Saccharomycetales, Saccharomycetaceae. The record is from RefSeq and is a predicted model, not a curated record. The coding region runs from base 1 to 924 and encodes 307 amino acids. The transcript has a single exon.